CUGCGCUGUGCUCUGUCCUUGUCCCUGCCUCCUGGCAGCGAGGAGCCACCCAGCAGCCGGGCUGUGAUUGGGCAGGGGAGUGGGGUUCUUGACACAGCGUGGUGCUGACUGCUCCGGGACGUGUUUCAACAGAUGGUCGAGGUUAGAGAGUGUCAUCACAUCGGAGAGAGGAUUAGAGGAGAGAGGUUGUCUUCCAGGAGCUGUGUGGUCCCCCCUUUACUCUUCAAACCAAAAUCCCAGCUCCAAGACACAAACCUCUCUAUGAGCGAGGGGAGAUCCGGCUGAGGAGCGUGAGGAUAAGACCAGGAGAGGAAUCCUAGCCCAGCCUCUCUCUCAGCCAGCACUCUGCUCUCCUGCCUUACAGUCCACCACGGCGGCGAGCGCUGCACGGGCGUGAGCGAGCGGGUGAGCGGCCUGGCUGGUCCUCUUCUCUCCCUCCCAGUAAUCCUCCCAUCUACCCAUCCUGCGGCCUGCUGCGUGCCGGGCAUCAUGCUGAUCCACUGGCUGCCCUGGCUGGUCCUCCUGUCUCUGGACGGGGCUCCAGGCAGCUGGGCCUUCACCACCACCAGGGCUCAGGGGCUCAGGGGUCGCAUCCAGAGAGACCGCAGAAAUAUCCGGCCCAACAUCAUCCUCAUCAUGACAGACGACCAGGAUGUUGAGUUGGGUUCUCUGCAGGUGAUGAAUAAAACCCGCAGGCUCAUGGAGGACGGCGGCACCACCUUCACCAACGCCUUCGUCACCACGCCCAUGUGCUGCCCGUCGCGGUCGUCGAUGCUGACGGGCAAAUACGUCCACAACCACAACACCUACACCAACAACGAGAACUGCUCCUCGCCGUCUUGGCAGGCCCAGCACGAGCCGCGCUCCUUCGCCGUCUACCUCAACAACACGGGCUACAGGACAGCGUUUUUCGGCAAGUACCUCAACGAGUAUAAUGGCAGCUACAUCCCUCCUGGGUGGCGCGAAUGGGUUGGAUUGAUCAAAAAUUCCCGCUUCUAUAAUUAUACUGUCUGCCGGAAUGGUUACAAGGAGAAACAUGGUGCUGAUUAUGCAAAGGACUAUUUCACGGAUCUGAUUACCAACGACAGCAUCAACUUUUUCCGCACGUCUAAGAAGAUGUACCCUCACCGCCCGGUGAUGAUGGUGAUCAGCCACGCCGCUCCGCACGGCCCUGAAGAUUCAGCGCCGCAGUACGCUGAGCUCUUCCCGAAUGCCUCACAGCACAUCACCCCCAGCUACAAUUACGCCCCAAACAUGGACAAACAUUGGAUCAUGCAGUACACCGGCCCAAUGAGACCGAUCCACAUGGAGUUCACCAACUUCCUGCAUCGGAAAAGGCUGCAGACUCUCCUGUCUGUGGACGACUCGGUACAAAAGGUUUUUGACAUGUUGGAGGAAACUGGAGAGCUGGACAACACUUACAUCAUCUACACAGCAGACCACGGCUACCACAUCGGUCAGUUCGGCCUGGUCAAGGGCAAGUCCAUGCCUUACGACUUCGAUAUCCGGGUGCCAUUCUUCCUGAGAGGGCCCAACGUGGAGCCAGGCGCAGUAAAUCCUCAUCUGGUGCUGAAUAUUGACCUCGCUCCCACGAUUCUCCACAUUGCGGGACUGGACACUCCACCAGACAUGGAUGGAAAGUCCAUUCUUAAGCUGCUGGAACAGGAUCGGACUGGCAAUAGGUUCAAACCCAACCGGAAACCCAAAGUCUGGAGAGACACAUUCCUGGUGGAGCGAGGAAAGAUCCUGAGAAAGAAGGAUGACUCAACCAGCACUCAACACACCAACAGCCUCCCCAAGUACAAGAAGGUCCGAGAGACGUGCCAGCAGGCUGAAUUCCAGACGGCAUGCGAACAGCCUGGACAGAAAUGGCAUUGCAUAGAGGAGAUCACAGGGAAGUGGAGGAUACAGAAGUGCAAAGGUGGCUCAAAGGAAGGCUCCAGGAAGAGGGCCCGCAGCCUGAAGCCCCGCAGCAGCUACGAUGCCCGGGACCGGGGCUGCGACUGCGCGGACCCCCUCUACAAGCCCUCCCGCAGCGAUCGCCGCGCCCACCGGCAGUUCUCCUCCUCGUCGGGCCAGCGUUUCCGGCCACGCUUCGUUCACACCCGCCCGGCCCGCUCUCUGUCCGUGGAGUUCGAAGGACAGAUCUACGACAUCGACCUUCAGGCGGACGAUCAGUCGGCCAUCCGCCGCCGCGUCAUCUCAAAGCGCCACUACGACACGGAGGACCCCGACUUUGACCUGGCGUCCGACGACGGCUCCGAGGAAAUGCUGGCAGACGACACGAACGCAGUGGGAUACCCCAACUCUGUGAAGGUCACCCACAAGUGUUACAUCUUGAUGAAUGACAGUGUCCACUGUGAAAGAGAGAUCUACCAAUCGUCCAGAGCUUGGAAAGAUCAUAAGAGCUACGUCGACCAGGAGAUCGAAGCGCUUCAAGACAAAAUCAAAAACCUUCGAGAAGUCAGAGGCCACCUGAAGAGGACACGACCGGACAACUGUGACUGUGGGAAACGGAGCUAUUUUAGCAAAGGACACAGAAACAAGGGAGAGAGAUUGAAGAACAGGAAUGAUCAACUCCAUCCAUUUAAAGAGGCCGUGCAGGAAAUAGACGGGAAGACGCAGCUGUACAACGAGAUCCGCAGGAGGAAGAAGGAGCGGAAGGAGAAGAAGCGGCAGAGGAAGGGCGACGACUGCAGCCUGCCGGGCCUCACCUGCUUCACGCACAACAACGACCACUGGCAGACGGCGCCCUUCUGGACACUGGGCGGGUUCUGCGCCUGCACCAGCUCCAACAACAACACCUACUGGUGCCUGAGAACCAUCAACGAGACCCACAACACCCUCUUCUGCGAGUUCUCCACCGGCUUCCUGGAGUACUUUGACCUCAACAGCGACCCUUACCAGCUGACCAACGCAGUGUAUGCAGUGGAUCGGGAGGUGCUGAACACCCUGCAUGCCCAGCUCAUGGAGAUGAGGAGCUGUCAAGGGUACAGGCAGUGCAACCCUCGACCCAAAGGCCUGGACACAGGAGGUAAAGAUGGAGGAAGCUAUGAGCCACACAGGCGACAGCAGCACCGAAAGUGGUCAAAGAGGAGACCGAGCCUCUCCUUCCUCACACAGCCAGUAUGGGACGGACGACAGGGUUAAACUACCCAACUUGACAGACGAGGAGGUGAACUGGCAGGAACUGGAGGAUUUGUAUAGCAUAAACGAAAGCCUGUAUGAAUGUAGGCCUGACUACAGCCCCGGUCCAGACAACUGGGCCAACUUCCAGAAGGAUGUAGAUAAU
Messenger RNA from Salarias fasciatus (jewelled blenny), 3292 nucleotides. It is a transcript of the gene sulf1, whose product is annotated as sulfatase 1. Gene Ontology annotation, cellular component: plasma membrane; cell surface; endoplasmic reticulum. The transcript is spliced from 21 exons. The record is from RefSeq and is a predicted model, not a curated record. Gene Ontology annotation, biological process: positive regulation of Wnt signaling pathway; glomerular basement membrane development; positive regulation of vascular endothelial growth factor production. The coding region runs from base 490 to 3150 and encodes 886 amino acids. Gene Ontology annotation, molecular function: N-acetylglucosamine-6-sulfatase activity; glycosaminoglycan binding; calcium ion binding. NCBI's taxonomy places the organism in Eukaryota, Metazoa, Chordata, Actinopteri, Blenniiformes, Blenniidae.